This is a messenger RNA of Paramisgurnus dabryanus, 1113 nucleotides long. RefSeq names its product chromosome 5 C9orf78 homolog (gene c5h9orf78). Gene Ontology annotation, biological process: mRNA splicing, via spliceosome. The record is from RefSeq and is a predicted model, not a curated record. Lineage: Eukaryota; Metazoa; Chordata; Actinopteri; Cypriniformes; Cobitidae. Gene Ontology annotation, cellular component: spliceosomal complex.
AAGUUUCGAGAAAGCGGUCCGUCGCUAAACAAGGACCGCCAACCGAGUUUAGAAAACAGACGCGCUUGCUUCUGGAAAAUAAAUAUUUAUAUUUGCUUUAAAACUAUGCCACCGGGUAAGAAUUUGAGGAGGAGGAAAGAGGAUUCAUCUGAUGAGGAAGACGAUGAGACAAAAGCUGUGGUCAGGUCCAAACUGGAUGAAGCCAAGGAGCUUCAAAGUCUAAGGAAGAGACAGCAUGGAGUGAGCAUUACAGCGUUACUCGUUGGAGAGAAGCUUCCUUUAGAAGCCGAGCUUGAGGAUGACCCAUUUAAGCUAAAAACAGGAGGUGUUGUUGACAUGAAGAAAGUGAAGGACAGAAAUCGAGACAUGACAGCAGAUGAAAACGACCUGAAUCUUGGUACAUCUUUCUCUGCUGAAACUAACAGACGAGACGAAGAUGCAGACAUGAUGAAGUACAUUGAAACAGAGUUAAAGAAAAAGAAAGGCAUGGUGGAGGCGGAAGAACAGAGUAAAGUAAAAGUGAAGAAUCCGGAGGACCUUCUGUAUGAGCUUCCUGAGAACAUCCGUGUCAAUUCUGCUAAAAAGACAGAAGAGAUGUUGUCCAAUCAGAUGUUGAGCGGAAUUCCAGAGGUGGAUUUGGGGAUUGAUGCAAAGAUAAAGAAUAUCAUCAGUACGGAGGAAGCAAAAGCAAAGCUGCUUGCUGAGCAGAGGAAUAAGAAAAAAGACAAUGGGACCUCAUUUGUUCCCACUAACAUCGCUGUCAAUUACGUCCAGCACAAUCGCUUCUAUCACGAAGAUGUAAACGCACCCCAGAGACGAAACAAAGUAGAAGAGCCCAAAGCCAGGCCAAUGCGAGUAGGAGACACUGAGAAACCAGCACCUGAGGCAACACCACCCAAUUAUCGUAAGAGACCAAAUAAUGAAAAGGCAACAGAUGACUACCACUAUGAGAAAUUCAAAAAGAUGAACAGACGAUACUAAGAUUCUACCUUUAUGUGAAAACUGGCUGACCCUUUUUUUUUUCAUUUAACAGAAAGAAAAUGUAGAUAUUUUUACUCUAUUUAAAAUUGUCCUUCUCUUAAAUGCUUUUUUUUUACAAUAAAACAUACCCCC